AUGGAGCGUUGGUCCCAACUACAGGAGAUGGUGAUCGGCGGGGAUGCCCGAGCUGAUGAGAUCUGCCAGCUGCUGACGAACGAGGCCGACACGGACCUGCGCAGGUCGGUGCUCCUGCAGCGACUCGUGGACGUGCUUGGAGAGGGCUUCACUCCGUUGAGUGCACAGAUGCAGCUGCAGUGGAUGCUGUUGGAGGACGCCGUCGCCUCCGGUGACUCGACAGCGACACACUUGCUCAGUUUUCUGGCAAGUGCACGGGGGUCCCCUGUGGUCGCUCUGGCUCGCCUGACAAAGGGCGUGGGUGUCAAGGAUUGGCGCAACAUCUCGCCAGGAGUGGCGGAGUUGAUGCGCGAUGUGCCGGAGGCGGUCGAAGUCUAUGACGACAAUUCCGAGGAGGAGGAACAGGGUGUGGUGGCGUGCCCGUGGACAGAACAGGCUGAGGCCGCGGAGUUGGAGGCGGCGGCAAAUAUCUCGCACGACUUCGUCGACGAGGAUCCGAUUGUGGAGCAGCCUGAUGACGAUCACCUGGACGAGCAGGCGGAUGCGAACGAGGAGGUGCCCCAAAUCCUCUUCGACAGGGUCAACCCGGUGGCAGUCAAAGAGAUUGGCAAGCGUGUUCUCAGCAAGGUCUUCAGGACAGGCAACGGGAACGGCCCGACGGUGAAGCGCAUCUGUGGAGAUAUCCUGGCACAGUGCACACGUGGGAAGGUGGCCGGGGCGAGGUGCUUUCGCACUACGUACAGGGAGGAGAAGGGGAUGGUCGCCAUCGGCAAAAAAGGCAGGCGUUUCUCCGGUCACCCGAAUUGGCUCCGGUCACUGCUUCGCUCGGGACUACCGGGGCAUUUCGUCUUUGACUUGGAGAACUGCCACUUGGCAGUGCUGCGCGAACGCCAUCAGCCAGCGGCCGACUCGGCGCUGGAGACAUACUUCCAGGACAGGGAGCGCAUCCUCCGCGACACACAUGCGGACCGCACCGUGGCCAAACAGCUCUUCCUGCGUCUUCUGUACGGUGGGUCGAUCUUGGCCUGGAAGCGCACGCACCGACUUGGGGAGUUCGCGACAGAGCAGUUUGCCGAGCGGUUCGCAGCAGAGAUGGCUGCCAUGCGGCAGGCUGAUUGCCAGAACCACACCCAGCUACUUGCCCAGCUGCGGCAACGGACGGCGCGCCCCGUGGAGAAGGCGAGUGAGAAGAUUCUGAUCCGCGACUUGACGGACUACCACAUCGAAUGGACCACCUCGGAACAGGAUGCAGGGUUUCGGAGCAACACUCGCUGGGAGUUCACUGGCCAGACUUUCCAGAACGGCGUUGCCAACUGGCUGAAAUCGAAUCUGGGAGAGUCCUCCGCUGCCUUCGAUGUGGACGGAGAGUCCUGCCGCAAGUACUUGAACUUCUCCGGCAAAGUGCUGAACAGUGAGACGCUGGAGUGGUCUCCCAUCAGCCCCGCAUUCAAAAUCACCCGCAGCACUAACUGGGAGCAUCAAUGGCCUGCCUGGUGGUCCACGGAGGUUUGCGCCGAGCUCUACGCCGUUCUGGCCGAGGUGCGUCGUCAGCAGGAGGAUGCGGAGAAGAGGGGGGUGGAAUACACCCUCGGUGAGCAGGUGAAAGCCCGCCUUGACGCCCUGUGCAAGAAGAUCCCUGCGUUGCAGGUGGUGCACGCCUGGACGGUGGAUGACUGGGAGUCCACAUUGUUUGAGCUGUCGCUGCUCGUGAAGCGGCAGCCCUGUGGACCAGGGGCCCGCGUUCUCCCGGUACAGGAUCUCAUGGUCGGCCUGCUAGGCCGUUCCGCCUCCAACUCCGUCCAGACCCGGGAACGGACCAACGUUGUGGAGCAUGUGUCGGUGUUCCACGACCAUCCCGUGGAAGCGAACCACGCACAGUGGAAGGACAUUGAGGCCACGCUGGAGACAUCCGAGGGCAAGGCAGAGUACUUCGCCCUGUUUUACGCCGAGGUGCACAAGGCGUUGCAUGCCUUUGUCGAGAGAAACGCGCCGGUGGAGGACGGCAGGCGCCGCGAAGUCCGGUGCGGCGAGCUCCUGAAGCAACUGGGCGUCCUGGAGAGGGGACGCAGCGGCGCCACGCUGGACGGCCGCCGCAAAAACACCUACUAUUUGAUCUACAUCUUCCCGAAGACGGACGGCUCCAAGGACAGUGAGGCCAGCUUCGUUCGCUUGGUGAGUGGCGCAGAGCCUGCAGUUGGAGGCGGCAACUGA
This is a messenger RNA of Effrenium voratum, 2211 nucleotides long. The record is from the annotation of a GenBank genome assembly. NCBI's taxonomy places the organism in Eukaryota, Dinophyceae, Suessiales, Symbiodiniaceae.